AUGGCCUUCCUCCGCCGCUCCUCCACCACCGCCGCCCUCUUCGCUCUCCACCUCCUCACCACCGCCUCCGUCGCGUCCUGGCCAUCGUCCCUGCCAGAGCAGCAGGACGACAUGCCAGCGCUGCUCCACCUCAAGCGCGGCCUCACCUCCGGCGCCGGCUCCGGCGACGCUCUCCGCCAGUGGUCGCCGGAGUCCGGUGCCCACCACUGCUCCUGGCCGGGGGUCACCUGUGACGACGCGGGGUCCGGGCUCGUCGUGGCCCUCGCGCUUCCGUCCCCACCCGGCGGCCGCCUCGCAGGGGAGCUGUCCCCGGCGGUCGCUCGCCUCACCGAGCUCAAAUCGCUCGCCUUUCCCUCGGCGGGGCUCCGCGGCGAGAUUCCUCCGCAGCUCUGGCGGCUGCGGCGCCUCCAGGUGCUCAACCUCGCCGGCAACUCCCUCCGUGGCCGCCUGCCGGCCACCUUACCGGAAGGGCUGAAAAGCUUGGACCUUUCCGGGAACCGGCUGAGCGGGGCAAUCCCGCCGGCGCUGGGGAGCUGCGCCACGCUCCGGCGCCUGCGCCAGUCCUCCAAUUCAAGCCUCGUCUGGAUGGAUCUCAGCGGCAACUUGCUCUACGGCCGGCUUCCCUCAGGCCUCGCGGAGAAGAACCUGAAAUUUCUCUCGUUGUCCGGCAAUAAUUUCAGCGUUACUGGUGAACUGUUUCCUGUUUCUCCUAUGCCAACAAUUAUCCCUGAGCUGACUGAGACAAGGCCAGGCACUUCUAAUGGCAGCCCCAGCAGCAGCAGUAGCAGCAACGGUGAUGGUGGCUUGGGUAUCAAAGAGAUUGUUGCCAUAGCUUCAGCAUCAGCCAUUGCUGUGGUUCUGUUAGUUGCACUCACCCUGUGCAUCUGCACAAGGAAAUGGCCUCAGAGAGCAUCAAAGCGCUCUUUUAGGGGAAGGGAAGUCAAGAUUUUCGCCGAUGUUGAAAUUGGAGCCCCCCUGACAUAUGAGACUGUGGUCCGCGCCACUGGGAAUUUCAAUGCUAGCAGCUGCAUUGGCACCGGCGGCUUUGGCGCGACAUACGGAGCCGAGGUGGCACCUGGAGUUCUUGUGGCAAUAAAGAGGCUUGCUAUUGGGAAGCAGCAUGGCGACAAGGAGUUCCAAGCAGAAGUGAGGAUCCUUGGGCAAUGCUGUCAUCCUCAUCUUGUCACUCUCUUGGGGUACCACAUCAGCGAGUCGGAUAUGUUUCUGAUAUACAACUAUCUGCCAGGUGGCAACCUGGAAAGGUUCAUACAAGAGAGGUUCAUACAAGAGAGGGGUAAGAGGCCAAUCAGCUGGAGAAGACUUCACAAGAUUGCUCUGGAUGUUGCUCGUGCGCUUGCGUACAUGCAUGACGAAUGCGCCCCCCGCAUUCUGCACCGAGAUGUCAAGCCAAACAACAUAUUGCUCGACAAUGAAUGCAACGCCUACCUUUCUGAUUUUGGAUUGGCGAGGCUUCUCCAGAACUCAGAAACACAUGCGACAACGGAUGUUGCUGGUACUUUUGGUUAUGUGGCUCCUGAGUAUGCAAUGACAUGCCGCGUGUCUGACAAGGCAGAUGUCUACAGUUACGGAGUUGUGCUGCUGGAGCUGAUUUCAGACAACAAAGCACUGGACCCAUCAUUUUCUCCAUAUGAAAAUGGUUUCAACAUUGUCAGCUGGGCUGUGAAUCUUAUCCAAAGAGGCAGGGUUCGCGAGUUCUUCAUCGAAGGCUUGUGGGAGAAGGCCCCGCAUGAUGAUCUGGUUGAGUUCCUGAACCUGGCGGUCCGGUGCACACAGGAGUCUCUUGCUUCUAGGCCCACAAUGAAGCAUGUUGUUCGACGCCUAAGGGAACUCCGACCCCCUUCUUACUAG
Molecule: messenger RNA, 1869 nt
Organism: Miscanthus lutarioriparius
Lineage: Eukaryota; Viridiplantae; Streptophyta; Magnoliopsida; Poales; Poaceae
Source: the annotation of a GenBank genome assembly